AUGGAUGCAGAAGAUGAACAAAGUCUCGAAGAACGUCUUCGUGCACAGAGUACUACUACUAAUAAUACUAAUAAUAACAAUAAUAAUAAUAAUAAUAAUACAAAUAAACCUUUAACAACUCGUGUAACAACAUCAAGUGUUAAAUCCAAUCGACAUACAUUUAAAGAUGAAAAAAUUGAAUCUCACACUGAUAAAAAUGGCGUUUGUUAUCGAGUCGGAGAUCAUGUUUAUUUGGAAACAAAUAAACAAGCCGAACCAUAUUCAAUAGCUUGUAUUCUUGAUUUCCGUUUAACAAGAAAAGAUCAUGUUAUGCUUGAAGUACGUUGGUAUUAUCGGCCUGCUGAAAUUCCACCUAAUCUUUAUCAUCUUCUUAUUGAAGAUCGUUAUCAUGAAAAUCAGGGUAACAAUCAAACAUCAUCAAUUAAAGAUAAACAAACGAAAGAUUCUGGUAUAAUACAAGAUCCAAAUAUUAUUGGUCGUGAAUUAUUCGUAUCGGAAAUCAAAGAAUUCUAUCCGGCCGUACACAUUAAAGGUCGAUGCCGUGUUGCUCAUUAUCAAGAUAUUGAAGAAGCUCGUGCAUUUAAACCUGAUCCGGAUACAUUCUUUUAUAUAUUAACAUACAAUCCUGAAGCGCGCAGACUGGCGAACACGCAAGGUGAAAUACGUGUUGGCCCAUCACAUCAAGCCAAAUUGCCACUUUUGAAAUCAUAUUCAUCGUCGUCAUUAACAAAUGGUAUUAAUAAUGAUGAUUUAUGUUCAUUACGUGAAGAAUUAUUAUGGAAAAAUAAAACAUCCGAUAUUGAUUUAUCCAUGUAUUUACAAGCAGCACGAUCAAUUGCAGCAUUUGCUGGUAUGUGUGAUCGAGGUUUACCAGAAGAUAUGUAUGAAGUAGCACAACGAGAUGAUACAACAAUAAAUGCAUUAAAUGUUUUACAUAAUCAUGAUUAUGAUUGUAAACGUGCUAUACAAGCACUUGUUAAAUGUCCAAUACCAAAAGGUAUUGAUAGAAAAUGGUCAGAUGAUGAUCAAAAAAAAUUUAUUAAAGGUUUAAGACAAUAUGGAAAAAAUUUUUAUCGUAUACGUAAAGAACAUUUACCACAUAAAGAAACAUCAGAUUUAGUUGAAUUUUAUUAUUUAUGGAAAAAAACUCCACAAGCACAAUCAAGUCGUCCACGUCGUCGACAACGACCAUGUUCAACAUCAGCUAAUUUAUCUACAACACCAACACCAGCUAAACAACGUAAUACAAAAACAAAUAAUAAAGAUGAAUCUGAACAUAAUUCUGAUAAUGAUGAUAAUACAACAAUAACAACAGAUACAGAUGAACAAUUUUGUCGUCAUUGUCAAACAAUAUCAAAAGAUUUACAGCCAGGUGGACGUGAUAGUCAACAAUUAUGUUAUGAUUGUCGAAUGUAUUAUAAAAAAUAUGGUGAAAUGCCAAUUAUAAAUCAAGAACCACCACCAUAUUUAUUUAAACCAUUAAAUGAAACAAGUCCAAGUAGUAGUAGUAAAAGAAAACGUAAUAAAUUUAAACAAUCAUCAUCACCACCAUCAUCAACAUCAACAAUUGAAAAAUCUGAUGAAAAUAAUUCAUCAAUAAAACCUUCAUCAACACGUUCAAAAAAGAAAACUCGUAUUAAUGAACAAACAUCAUUAAUAAAACAAGAAAGUACAGGAGAAGAAGAAGAAAAUAUCAAAGAUGAAUCAAUAAUAAAUACUGGAAUCAAAAUAGAAGAACAAGAAAAUGAAAAACCAUUAAUAGAAUCUUCAGAUUCGAUUCCUACGACAACAUCAUCUGGUUUUCUAAUUAAAGCCGAAGAAUUAUCAUCACCAACACUAUCUCAACCAUUACCACCAUUAAUAACUAAUGCAACAACAUGUAAACAAGAAAUAAAUUCUCCAUCAUCAAUAUUAUCAAAUGGUGCUGCAAAAAUAACAAAUAAAAUUCUUAUUGAUCAUACAAAACAGACGAAUUGUAAUUUUAUUCUAUCUCCAUCAUCAACAAUUAAAUCUGAACCAAUAAGUAUAAAUGAAAAUUCAUCAACACUUCAUCCAAAUUUAUUACAAUCAUCAUUAUUAUCUUCACCACGUUCAGCAUUUUCACGUACAUCAAAAACAUCAUCUAUUCAUAGUCCUGAUCAACGACGAAUACCUAAAGAUGAAGAAUUAGAUUCUCCAUCAUCACAUCGAUCACAAUCACAUUCAAAUAGUCUUAGUCAUACACCAAAAUCAACUUCGAUUCAUCCAACAAUUCUUAGUGGUGAUGUAACUCCAUCAUCUCUUAAUUUACCAUCGACAACAUCAGCACCACCACCACCACCACUUCUUAUUCCAUCAUCAUUAAAUGAAUCAAAAGAUAAUGAUUCGUUAACAACUGAUAUGACUGAUGAUGGAAAUAUAUCAGAUAGUUCAAUGAGUGGUAAUCAUGAAAUCAGUUCUGAUAGUGGACCAGCACCAUUAACAUGUGAAAGAGAAUGUUAUAAUAAACCACAAGGAAUUGUUUUAUUACAAGUUUACGAUCGAUCAAUAUCGCAAAAUUCUUGUGCACGCACCGAUAUUAUACUUAAACGCGGUUCACGUGUACGUCAGAAACAACAACAACAGCAACAACAAGUAUCAUCAAAUAAUAAUGAACAACAACAACAGCAACAACAACAACAACAACAAGAAAUACCAUCAAUGCCUCCAAUGCCAUCAGUACCAUCAUCUGCAGCUAUGAUGAUGAUGGGACUUAAACAAGAAGUAGGAAAUUUAUCUAAAUUACCCUUUUCUUUGGAUAAAGGACCACCAUUACUUCAUUCAUCUGGUCCACCACAACAGCCACCACCGUCAUUUUCAACACUUAAUCAUCAUCAUGAUUCAUUAUUAAUGAAUCGUAGUAGUUCUUUAUUUCAUCCAUUACCAUUACAUGCUAUACCCGGUGGACCUAAACCACCUGGUGCUGGUACUACUGGACCACCACCAUUAAAUUUUUCUUCACCUUUUGGUCCAUCAUUACAUGAUAAUGCUGCUGCAUUACGUCAUCUUGAUCCAUUAGGUUUUCGUUUAAUGAAUCCUGCAGCUGCAGCCGCUGCUCAAUUAUUUGCUGCUCAAUCACAUUAUAAUACGAGUAUUGGACGUCCAACUCCAGGCAGUUUUGAUCCGACUACUGCAGUUCUUUUACUUGAUCCUCGUUAUCGUAGUAUGAUGUCACCAUUUGGUACUCCAUCCCCUUCAUCAGCUAUAUUACCAUCACCAUCAAAUAAUACAUCAGCAUCCGCUAAUUCUGUUUCAAAUAACACACAUAAUCAUUCUCAUAUUCAUUCUCAUUCACAUACACAUCUUCAUUUGGGUAACACCAAUGAUUCACCGUCAUCAUCAUCAAAUAAUUCAAAUGGACCUACAAUACCACCACCACCGCCACCAUCAAUGAUGCCAUUUGGUCUAUCUCAUGGUGGACAAUUGUUACAUUCAGCUGGCCCACCACCACCUCCAUCAUCGAUGUCAAGUCUUGAAGCAAUGCAUAAUUUAUCACGUGAACGUGAAUUAAUGGCAUUUAUGUUAGCUAAUGGUGCACGAUUUGAUCCAAUGGCAUUAGCACUUGCUGCUAAUCCACUUCAAAUGUCACGUCAUGAAGAUCUCUCUCGAUUAAAUGCACGAGAACGAUCAAUACGUGAACAUAAUGAAAAUGAAUUUCGUCGUUUCAAUUUAGAUAUGGAAAGACAACAACAACAACUUCGAUUUCCAUUUCAUCAUUAA
Rotaria sordida is the source of this 3738-nucleotide messenger RNA. The record is from the annotation of a GenBank genome assembly. NCBI's taxonomy places the organism in Eukaryota, Metazoa, Rotifera, Eurotatoria, Philodinida, Philodinidae.